This is a messenger RNA of Gymnodraco acuticeps, 1669 nucleotides long. RefSeq names its product piezo-type mechanosensitive ion channel component 2-like. Lineage: Eukaryota; Metazoa; Chordata; Actinopteri; Perciformes; Bathydraconidae. The record is from RefSeq and is a predicted model, not a curated record.
GUAUCAUGUUCCCGUCUCUCUCGUCCCUCCCCUACCUGCUCUGCUUCCAACUGUUGUGCACCUGGUGGGCGUGGUCAGGCCAGGUCCCGCCCCUCCUCUUCAGGUGUGUUUCUGUGAUGUCACUGGUCUACUCCGCCUCCCACUUCCUGCUUGUCUACUUCUACCAGCUACCCCUGCUGCAGGAGGCGUGGCCUCCCAACCGCACCUCCGCCAGUGUUCUGGGGCUCCUCCCCCUGGUCUCGAUGGACUGUGUUGACCCCUGGAGGCUGACGGUGACCUCUGACCUCCACUGGUUCCACUUCAGCUCGCCCCUGAUGGUUCUGCUUCUCUACCACACGGUGGCGUCGCUCCGGAGGAACCAGCUGAUCGACUGUGGGCGGGGCUUAGAGAGGGCGGGGUCGGAGGUCGGUGGGAGCUGUGACAUCAUCACCACCACCAGCAACCUGAGCGAUGAUGUCAUCGGUGACAUCACAGCGGAGAAACGGCGAGAGAUGUGGAGACGAGCUCACCGGAGCAGAGACGUGCUGACAUCGUCCAAUCAGAGUCCCUCUGACUCUUUUGCCCCGCCCACCCAGAGCACAGCUCUCGGAUUAGAUAAUUACUCAACACCUCACUACUCCCUAAGCCAAUCAGACACGUUGGAGACCUGUGAGUUUGGUGCAGACGGCUGGGAGGAGCCUCAGAUGAGUCCGGGUGAGGUGGGCGGGGCCUGUCCAGGUGAGGGGGGCGGGGCCUGGAGCUUCCUGCUGCAGCAGAGCUACCUGUGUGCCCUGAUGGCCAUGAUGCUGUGGCCCGUCAGCUACGUGUCGUGGCUCACCUGUGUGCUGCUGCUCUGGUCCUGUCUGCUCUGGAUGCUGAAGGAGCGACGCCGUUACACUAUGAUGUCAUCGCCCUGGCUGGUCGCCUACGGCAACCUGCUGGUGCUGUUGCAGUACAUCUACAGCUUCCCCCCCGCACAGGAAGUGCCUGGGCUGUUCCCACGGAAACAAGAUCCCUGCAGGGAGCUGGCCUCAAAGCUGUUGUGUCUGCUGAGCUUCUGGCUGCUGCUGAGACAGGCUCUGACUGAGAAGAGAGACAGACAGGAGGACACACAGCUGUCUACCAUCACUGUCCACAUGGAGGACGAGGAGAAGGGUGAUACAGGUGAGGUCUCGUACGAGCAGGUGCUCCUGCAGAAGGGGGGGGUGACGAUGGAGGCUCUGGUUGCCGUGGUUACCCGGAUGUUCGUGAAGUACUGGAUCUACGUCUGUGGAACCAUGUUCUUCUUUGUGAGCUUCGAGGGGAAGAUCGUCCUCUACAAGGUCAUCUACAUGGUGCUGCUGCUGUGCUGCAGCACCCUCUACCAGUUGAACUACGAGCGUUGGCGUGCCAUGCUCAGGGGCUUCUGGGUAGCAGUGGUGGUUUAUUCCAUGCUGGUGCUGAUCCUGGUCUACACCUUCCAGUUCCCCACGUCCCCCCAGACCUGGAGCUACUACACCGGACUCAGUACUCACAGGUUGGAAGACAUCGGGCUGGAGAAGUUCUCUGUUCCGGUUCUCUUCACCAGGAUCUUCAUCCCGGCUGCCUUCCUGCUGGUGUGUAUCGUUCACUUGCAUUACUUCCACGAGCCCUUCCUGCAGCUCACAGACCUGAAGACUGUGGUGGACACACACAACAGCACCAUCACCAG